AUGCACAUCUACAUCACCGGCAGCACCGGCCGCAACGGCAAACUCACCCUCCAAGCCGCCCUCGCCAACAACCACACCGUCACCGCACUUGUCCGCAACCCAUCCUCACUCACCCCCCACCCAAACCUCACCAUCGUCCAAGGAACACCAACAUCCCAAGCAGACGUCCAAAGGGCGCUCACCACCCCCCAACUUCCCCAGGCAAUAAUAUCAACUCUCAGUCUACGACGCACAUCCGACAGCCCCUUUGCGGCCCUGUCACCAGACUCUCCAGCCGACUUUCUCGAAUCGACCAUGGAAACACUCAUAGCAGCCGUCAAAUCAACGUUUCCCGCAUCAAAAUUACCCAAAAUCAUUGUCAAUUCGUCCAUGGGCGCGGGGUCCUCGGAGCCGGCCAUGUCCAUGCCCAUUCGGUUCAUUUUCAAACACACCGCCAUGCGGUUUACCCUCCAGGGCCACAAUAACAUGGAUGAGAUUGUUCGACAGAGUGGUCUUACGUUCGUGUUAGCCCGUGCGGCGAGGCUGGUCGAUGGACAGGAAGCCGGGGAUUUGGAGGCCUUGAGCGAUGAUGGUAAAGGAUGUGGGUGGAAUCCGACUACGAAUAGAGGCGCUUUGGGGAGGUGGAUGGUUGAGGCGGCUGAGACGGACACUUGGGAUGGUAAAUCGCCUGUCCUUAUUGACUAG
This is a messenger RNA of Pochonia chlamydosporia 170, 684 nucleotides long. Its product is annotated as NADH(P)-binding domain-containing protein. Bases 1 to 684 code for a protein of 227 amino acids. The record is from RefSeq and is a predicted model, not a curated record. The transcript has a single exon. Lineage: Eukaryota; Fungi; Ascomycota; Sordariomycetes; Hypocreales; Clavicipitaceae.